UGUGUUUUCAUACAAAUUUAAAAAUUUUUUGUCCUAUUUCCGUGAAGAAUGCCAUUGGUAAUUUGAUAGGGAUUGCAUUGAAUCUCUAGAUUACCUUGGAAAGUAGUGUCAUUUUAACCAUAUUAAUUCUUCCAGUCCAGGGACAUGUUAUAUCUUACCAUCUGUUUGUGUCAUCUUCAGUUUCUUUCAUCAGUGUCUUAUAGUUUGUGAAGUACAGGCCUUUUGCCUCCUUAAGUAGGUUCACUUUUAAGUAUUUUAUUCUUUUUGAUGCAUUGGUAAAUGGGAUUGUUUCCUUAAUUCCUCUAUCUGAUCUUUCAUUGUUGGUGUAUAGAUAUGUAAACAUAUUUUUAAGUUUUUGGUCAAUUUUGUUUGGUUGAUUUUUCUCCACAUUAUAGGUUAUAUUUUCCUAUUUAUUUGCACACCUGAUAAUUUUUGGUGGAUGUCAGACAUUGUGAAUUUUAUCUUGUAGAGUGCUGGAUGUAUUUUAUAUUUCUAUAAAUCUUCUUGAGCAUUUUUUUUUUAGUGGGAUGCAGUUAGUUUCUUGGAAACAGUUUGAUCUUUUCAUGUCUUGGUUUUUAGAUUAGUGUCUGAGUCCUCUACCCCAAACCCUAUGAAUUAUAAGUUUUUCCAGUCUGGCUGGUAAGAACAGGCACAAUUCUCAGCCCUGGUGAAUGCUAGGUACUGUUCUCUCAGAUACUUUCAGGCAGUUCCUCUCCUGGCUGUAGGUUGUUUCCUCAUAUACAUAUGCUGAUUGGUACUCAGCUGAAAACCUGCGGAGGUAUCUUCUGAUCUCUGGAGAUCUCUUUCUGUUCAGAUUUCCUCUUUCUGGUACCCUGUCCUGAGAUUUUCAGUUGUAUUGAUUUCCCUGGUUUCUCAGAUACCUCUCUUCAAUGAGGGAUUGUGCUGAGCUCUGUCUCGAUUUUCCUUCCUAGGUUCAUGGUCUGGAAGCUGGGUCAGUAAUAGGGCUCAUGUCAUCUAUUUCUUGUUUCUUAGGGUUCACCUUAUGUUUUUCCUUUCUCAAUGCCUGGUCUCUACUGCUUGAAAACUUGUACAGUGGUUUCAUUUUCUCUGGCAGAAGGGCAAUUCCCAUCUCUCUUACUUUGACUUGAUUGGAAGUGGUAAUCCUCCAUUCAUCUUCUCUUUCAUGUAGCAUCUUAUUGGUCAAUAUAAUUUUGGACACAGUAUACAUAUUUAAUACUCAAUUUAAUGCAGUUUGUUGAAACAUUCUUUCUACUUUUCAGUUAGAAAACUUUCUAUGAUGAGUGCUUUUCACUGUAAAUAUAUUUUCAAAAAUUGUUUUAAGAGUCAGUUAUGUCCUGCAUUAUGCUUGAUGAUUUCAAUCAUUGCCCUAUUCAAAACCACUCAUUCCUAAGGCUAGCCAGUCAAAAAUUAAGAUGUUAAAUUUUUUAAAAAUAAUAAUUUACGUAUUUUUAAGUGAAUAAAAGAUGCUACUGUAGGGAAGUACCAUGUUUUUAUUAGCUUGUUUUUUAAGAAGGAUUGAAGCCAAGUAGCUUUUAAAUAAUCUAUUCUUGAAUUUGUAGAUCUGAAUCAUCAUAAAACAGCCAGUAAAUUGCUGUCUUUUCAAAUUAUAUCACUCUUUAUGGAGUUCUUUUUAUUUAUUUAGAAGAGUCUUUAGUUCAUGGGUAGGCCUUUUGAAUGUUCACAUACCAACUAGUAGUGAAACAGGUGCUGGUGAACUAUUUCAUUUUCAUUUUAUUUCUAGUAUUUGAUAGAGUACUGUGAACUGAUAUGGGACUAAAGCGUCAAAAUUCAGGAGCAUAUCUUGCUGUAGUGCAUACUUGUUACUUCAAGAGUUUUCUGGCAGUAAGGGCACAAUUGACUGUGUUAAUUUAAAAGAAUCUUUGAGGUAGUAUAGUUCCAUAUGCUGUAGGAAUAUGUCAAUGAUUUUUUUUUUAUUUUAUAAUUUGAGUUUUUAAUGUAGUCUUUUGAAAGCUAGUUGUUAAGCAUGGCAAGAAGACUAGAAUUGCUUUAGAAUUCUUAGGAAAAUAAUUUUGUAGGAACAGAUUAAAAUUAACUUUAACUUUCUUCAGCACUGUCAUAAAUACCAGCAGGAUGAAGCCAAAAUUGUGGCAAUGUUACAUUGCGAUGUUUCCAAUAUUUAAGCAUAAAGGUUAGGCUAGAUUUAUAUUCCCUUGUAAAACCGAACCAAAAUAUAAAUUAUUUAUAGAAUUUUAAGAACAGACUCUAAAAAUUGAAUAGUACUCUGUGGUGGAGACCACUAGUUGUCUCACAGAUCCCCCUUCUCCAUCAGACAUAGAGCCCCUGACUUUGUACUGGGGAUAGACCAUUGGAGAAUAAAGAUGACCUUUCUCAGCUUCCCUUGGAGCUAGGAAUUAUGCCAUGUGGCAUGUAGUUCUGGUCAUAUGAUGGAAGCAGAAGUGAUUUGUGUGACUUCCUGAUGCCCAUUAAAGGAAGGGGUGCUCUCUCCUUCCCCUUCUCACUUGCUGGGAGGUGGCUAUGGUGUUGGACUCCCUUAGAAAUUGCUGAAGAGGCCAGCACUCUAAGGGUGGCAGAGGAACACAUUUUUAAAAAAGGUCUGGGGCAGUGAUGAUGGCUUCUCAAGCAGAGAUGCCAUAACAGCUUGGAGUUUCUUGUGAGUGAGGUAGAAACUUCUAGAUUGUCUAAGCCACUGUUGUUUGGUGCCUUUGUCACACAUAGGCAAAGCUAGACACAUUAUUCCCACCAUUUUUUUAUUUUGUUUUGUUUAUAAGCCAUGUUAGUAAUUCCUUUUUCCAUGCAUCAUAAUCCAAAGUUUUUCAAAGGACCUCAUUAAAAAAAAAUGGACUAGUUUAAUAUUGAUCAGCUGAAGAGGCCAAUGCAUUUAAACCUAUCUGGCUGUUCUCUGAGAACCUUAAAUAAAGAUUUGAGGCACAUAAUCUUUAUGUUGACUUUGGAGGAAAACAUGGUUUGAAGAGAGAGAAAAAGCUGAAUUAUUCAACUUUCUACUUUGCUCACAUUCACCAAAUAUUUUUUCUGUUUUUCUGUGUUUUGUAUUUCAUAGCUGUCAGAUCCCAAAGUCUACUGGGAUGGCUCUCUGUGCUAUUCUACACCAUUUACUACUCCCCUUUUUGGAACCUAUCAUCCCUGAACCUCUGAGAUGUCACACCAUGAGUUUCCUCCCCUGCUUCUGCUCUCUCCUUGGUCUCCUUUAUGGAAUCGUCUUUAAUCCUCCCCUUCCUUGUGGAUAUACUCUGAUUCUUGGCUCAUUAUUCCUUUUACCGUGUGUUAGGGAGAUAACAAAUUGACAGCUAGUUGAUAAUGCAUAGGAUUUAAAGAAAUAUUGUAUUAAUUGGCAGUAUUUAAAAAUCAUGAUAUUUAACAUGAAAUUCAGAUUUUGGUUUCUUUUGACCAAGGAGAAUUUCUGACAACACUGCACCAACAUCCUCAUAAUAUUAGAUGGUUUUAGCUGAGUUAUAGGUACUUCCUAAGACUGGAUAUAUUCUUUCUUCUUUGUUAUAAUCCCCAUCACUCCCUAUUACUUACAUCUUGUAUGUUGCAUUUAUUUUCAUUACUUGUCUGAUCUUUUAGGCAUUUAAGUUUCUGAUUCUUAUCUUCCUGGCUAAUUUAAGUUUUAAAAUAAUCUUUUCUAAAAGUGAUUUCGCUUUUCUUCCCUAUCCUUUGUAAUUCCAGUCCCUCCUCUUGAUCCCUACUAAUACUCUCCUAGUUAACUUUCACCUGGCUUGCUCACAGUAGAAUUCAAACAGACUUCUAUGCUUCUUUUUUUAUCCACAUCCUCUAAUCAUCCUCCAUACUGAUUCUAGAGUGACCUUCUUAAAGUUAAAAUUUUAAUAUGCCUCUAUCCAGCCCUAAGAUUUUUGAGUGGCUCACCUACCUUCUAAAUGACAGCAGGCUCCCUAGAAUCAUUGUGAGUGUAAAAUGGUACAGCCACUUGGAAAACAAUCUAGCAGUUCCUCCAAAUGUUAAACAUAAAGUUACUGUAUUACUCAGCAGUUCCACCCCAAGUUGUAUGCCCAAGGGAAUUAAAAACAUAUUUCUAGACAAAAAUGUGUACAUGAAUGUUCAUAACUAUUAUAUCAGCUAAGAAGUGGAAACAACCCAAAUGUCCACUAACUGAUGAACAGAUAGACAUGGGAUAUUAAUACAGUGGUCCAUAAGGAAAAGGAUCAAGAACUGUUUCAUGUUACAACAUGGAUGAAACUUGAAAACUUUAUGCCAAGUGAGAAAGGCUAGACUGUAAGGCCCUUUUGUAAGGUCAUGUAUUGUUUAACUCAAUUUAUAUGAAAUAUCCAGUGACAAAAAUAGAGUAGUGGUUGCCAGGGGCUGGCGGGAGAGGAAAUGGGAUGUGACUGCUAAUGGAUAUGGGUUUCUUUUUUAGGGUGAUAAAAAUGUUCUGGAAUUGGGUAGGGCUGAUGGUAGCAAACUGAAUAUCCUUAAAAAAUCACUGAAUUAUAAAGUGUAAAGGGUGAAUUUUUGUUAUGUCAAUUUUAUCUCCAAAGAAAUCAGAGAACGUAACUGAUACGGCUUUUGCUACUCUCUCCAGGCUCAUUUCCUGGUACUUUCAUCUUCCCACUUCUCUAACUUGCCCCUUUCUCCUUGUGCUAGUAUACUAAUCUCCAGUUUUCCUUCACCUCCUCUGGAAUUUCUUCUUGUGCAUCAGUGCUGGAUUACUUAAGGGGGAUUAGGUAGAAUCUCCAGAGCCAAGCAGGAGCACCCUAUAAAAUGAAAAGAAAUUAACUUGGAGGCGAUUAUCCAAAUUUUGCAGUCAGAAAAUCUAUAAAGAAGCUCUUUUAAGUUUCAGCAUGCAUACGUAUUCAUUUUUAUAGUUUUUAGUUUUAGUAAAAUAUGAUGGACGAGGUGUGGGGAACCAUAUUUUAAAGCAAACAUCAUGUCAGAGUCUUAACCCACUUUUACUGCCCACCCCCAUGCUGUGUAGGCUAGGAGUAUCACUUUUGUGACCCCCCAAACACUCUGGACACUCCUUGUCACCCCGAAUGCUAACUGUUUAUUUUUCUGUCUCCCCGUCUCCAAGGCGACUCCCUGGGCACAGCUCUGUCUCUCUCGUUUUUCUAGCUAUACAAGUAAAUCCUACUAAUUCUCCAUAUAGAGUAUUUGGCAAAAUUUGAAUAAAUGAGUGGACAUCCUCAGUGGACAUCAAGUGGGAGAGGUAGCUUAUAUUUGCUUUACUAAAGAUCAGAGAUCUAAAGACUGUUUAAAGAUGCCUUCGUUAAACACAAUCUGAUCUUUCCUUCUUUCUCUCUCCCCUCCCCAAAUAUUCUCCCUCUCUCCCUCCUCCCCCACCCCCGCCACACAGAGGCACAGACACACAGCCCUUUAAAAAGCCAUUUCAAAAAGACUAGAAUAAAAAACAUGUGAGAAUUUUCACUUUUCUCAACCUGUGCACCUAAGGAGGGUGUUAGAUUUAAGGCCUAAAGGGGGUAUUAAAAUGGCACUUUCCCCAACAGAUUUUUGAAGUGUUUUUUGUACUUUUCCUUUUCAUGUCAGAAAACUCAUAAGUUAAAAUUCAUGUACUAACAUUAACUCCCAGUUUGGAUUUUUUUCACUGUGCAGUAGCAAAUAGUGGCUGGUUAAUGUUUUCUCUUUGAAAAAUGUGAUUAAACCUAAUUGUUUAUAAAUGAUCCCUUACUUUUUUUUACUUUUGAUUUUGAAAAUCUAGCAGUUCUUUCUAUCCUAUAGUGUCUGUUCUCAGACCCUGAGACAAAGGUUUGAGAGCUGGUACCUUAUUUAGGAGGCAGAGAACAUGUGAGUAGAAGUGGGGAAAACAGUCAGGAGAGGGCGUGUAUUAAGCCAGCUACACUUUUAGGCAACUGAUGCUUAAUUCUUCCGAGGAAACUAGAGGAAUUAGAAUUAUCUAUCCAAGAAGCAAGGGAGUUGGGUGUUAUACCAUAGGAGUUGGGUGUUAUACCAUAGGACUCCUUAUGGAGGCCGCUUCCAGGCUGCUGUGUAGGUCCAGUGAAAACCCCCACGCAGCAAAAUAGAAGUGUUGGCAGUUGGAAGUCUGUGGGCAUACAUGAGAGUAGUAAUGGCCAGGGGCCGUGGGUGGGCAUCGGCAGAAUCCGCUAUAUAUGGAGAUGGUGCACCACUGUGAGAGGAGUGCUAGAGUGUGAAAAAUAGAGAAUUGGAGUUGGCCUAACUUAGGCAUUUCCUCAACCGUUAGAUUAUGUGCUGAGUAUUGUGCUAGGUGAUGGGAUAUGCUGAUUUAUUUGUUGAGGUGCUUAGCUUUUUAAACCUCAGGUUCUUCAUUUUUAAAGGUAAACCUAUUUUCCUCCUUUCAAAGUUGACACAUAAAUGAGAUGACGUUCCUGAAAAUGCGUUGAAAUGUUUAAAGCAGUAUUUCACAUUUAUUGUUACAGUAUUUACCCUGAGAAAGCAGUAGAAAUGGGGUUAACUUCAUAAACUUCUCUCUUAUCAGGGAUCUGUUAGCCAGUCAAAAGCCUUUUUUUCUUAAGGCUUUGUGAAACUGGCCUCUCCAUGCAGUUUGUAUAUAAUAGUAAAUAUAUAAGUUCCAUGAAAGGAAUAAGGUACCAUGGAAAUGAUUAUUUUUAGCCAGCUGGCACUGAAGGCAUCCCAGGGAAAGUGGAUAAUAUGAACACUCACGUAAAAGGUAGGAAUUAGUGGAAACGGGGAGUUUAUAAACAGUGCAUUUCUGGAGAUAUUGAGUUCAGGAGGCAGUGCAGGUGAGAAUAUACUCAGUGCCCAGGUUAAAUUUUUGGGUCCAUGAAUUACCUAGGACAGGGUGACAAUCUUUCUCGGUUGCCAACUAGCUGUGUGAUGUCUGAUUGGUUACUUACGUUUUCUUAGCCUUUCUUUCCUUAACUGUACAUUGGGGAUCUUGGUACUACCUAUAAGAUUGUUUUAAGAGUAUUUUGUAAGGAUAAAUGAGAUACAUUAUGUAAGACAGAAUAAAUUUUCAGUAACCUCGUCUGUAGCUUUUGGUACCAGUGGAGUUUCAGAUCACAUCUUAUUUCUUGAAGAGGCAUCUAGUCCAUGCCAUGAAAGAUUUCCCAAAGUAUAUGGAACAUUAAUCAUACAACAUCUACGAGAAAAAAGGAUUAUGAAGUGAAAAAAAAAUUGAGAAACCCUGUGGAUCAUAGAUGGACUUCAUGGAGAGUCACAUUAAGAUAUUAAUAGUGCUGAAACAUCUGGGAGUGAAUAGACCUUUUUGACUUUGUUUAAUACUGUAUAUGAAAUUUCUUUAAUCACUACCUUCCCUUAUAGUCACAUUGUAUAAUCUUUGGGAGAUGCCAAUUUGAAGAGCUUCAUGAGGUAGAUCAAGCAGAUUUACUGGUACUUAUAGAUCUACAUUAAUAUCAUCAAUCUAUAGUAAAUGAUAAGUAAUAAAAUAUUUUUGAGGUUCUCUGAGAUUCUGUAUGUCUCUAAGGCACUUUGCUAAUCAUUUCCCCCACAUCAAUUAUUACAUGAUCUUUUACUGUCUCAUCCCUCAUUUUCUAUACAGAAUGUAUCGCUUGCCCUAUGAUUUCUCCUAGGCCUUAGAUAUGUUCCAAAUGAUGUUUUUUGGCCUGACUUGAGAUAAUUUAAAGAACAUUCCCCAGACAAUUCUGAAAGCCGCCUUCCAAAAAUACUUGGAGUAAUGCCACCAUCAUUAAACUAGGCAGAUAACUUUCAAGGUGAAUGGAUUUAAAAGGGACAGAGGCUACUUAGAUGUUACUUUCUCUGCAGAAUAAAAGGUUUAUCAUUUUAUAGUCAUGCAGGGAGUGCAGAGUUCCUACUCUUUGCUUGUCCCUGUGGUGGAUAUGGUCAAUCCUGGGCAGACAUUCAUAGUCUAGUGGAGGAAAAUAAAUGUUCAACGUGAACCAUCAUGGGAGGGCAUAAAUACAUUCAUGGAAGGAUCUGUGUACUUUGAAAGUAUGAAGGAGGGGUCUGCCUUGGGGGUUAAAAAAAGCUUCGCAACAUCAAGGAUACUUAUGAUGAGCCUUGACUACCCUGUGAGUGGUAGAGAGAGGAUAUUCCAGGCUGAGAGAAGUAAAGGUACACAGACCCAGAAAUGGGAAAGAGGGUGGGGAACUGCAACCAUGCGAGUGCAGAUGGAGGAUAAACUCUUCCUGGGAAGGUGGAUGAGAUGAGGCUGGGAAGUCCUAAAGGGCCCUUAUAAGUUCUGGGGUACAGAGUCUGGGGUUGUCCUCUAGAUGGUAGAGAACCACUUGUAGAUUAUUAGACAGAGAUACCCAAAGUCAUAAUUUUAAAAAGAUUGUUUUGGUGGCACUAUGAGUUUAGUUGGGGUAGGGAAGACAGGAGUAAGGAGCUUAGGAGCCUGUUGCAGUGGUCCAAACAGGAUGAGUCUAAACUAAGGUGUAGUGGGAGUGACAAUGGGGAAAAGGGAACAACUCUGAAAGAUGUUUAAGAGAUGAGGAGUUAGACUAUCAUGAAUGACUGGAUAGGAAGAAUAAAGAGAAGGGGAAAUCUGGGAUUCCCCAGAUGGGGCAGGGUUGAAUAUUGGCAUCAUUCGGUGUGAUUGUGAUUCAGGAGAGAAAUACAUUUUGGGGGACAUUUGCAGAGUUCCCUUUUGUACUUGCUGAAUUUGAAAUGCUUAUUGGUUAUUCAUUUGAAGCUUUAUUGGUUCUUAGAGUAACUACUCUAAAAGAUAAUGUAGUAGACUCGGAGGACAGGGGCAAGAAAAAAAGUCACAAGUUUUCUGUGCCUGUGAAGCUUACAGCCUGGGGGAGAGACAGAUAUAAACAAGUAAUUACUUAACUAAUCACUUAAUUAGUAUGUAAAUAAGAAAGGGACCUAACUCAUAAGGCCAUGUGCAGUCUGUUCUGGAGCUUAGCAGAGCAGUCUGGUGUGUGAUAGAGAUUUCGGGGUCCUUGGUGAAUAGUUGCUAACCAAAACCGUUAUAUCCCGUAGGCUAGGUUUGCAGAAUGAGCAGGAAAGGGGACUGAGGUUAAAAUAGCAUGAACAUUUAAGGAGAGUGGUGGAUUAAUAAAGCCCUAAGAUACAUCUGGAAAAGAAUUGCACAAUAGUUGGAAGGUGUAUGGAAAGGAUUAGGAAUGUGGCAGAGAGGUCAAAUAAGAUAGGUAUACAGAGUUCUGUGGCUUUGGAACUUCAAGUACAUGUUGGAUGUAACAAGGGCAGGUAGAGGAAAGUGGGAGGUGUACAAGCCAUAUAGUAUGCCGGAGCUGGCUUAUACUGGUUUGUGAGAGCUGAUUGUUACAUUUUCAGGAAUUGUGCAAGUUGGUUGUUUAAAAAAAAAAGCCAUUUUUGAAAAUUAAGUUAUGUACACUUACAAUUAAAUAAAUUAUAUUAAAAAUAAAUGUAACAAAUAUUCAAAACUCAUACUCAAUUAUUCUAUUGUUAUUUUCCUAUUAUCUAUGCUUUUAAGUUUACUUACAUCUAUUUUCUCUGAAUGGUAGAUGUGCUCUGUCAUGGUGUGCCAGUGCACAUCUCUUCUGAGGUCUGUGUUUGUUGACUUCGCUUUGGUAUCUCAAAAUUAGCCUUAGAGUAUUUACACCACAUGAACUGGCAAAUGCUGCAAAUCACAGAUUGUGUUGCUGAUUUUCUAGACUUAAAGUGAUAUAUUGUUAAUAAUGCAGACUAAAUGCAAAUGUAUGUUGGAAAUGUAGCAGUUACAUUGUGAAUGACACAAAAAAGUGAGGAAAUGGUCUUUUAAAUAUUCUCUAAAUAUAUAAACUGUUAUAAAGUUCAAGGAAGUUGCUCUCAUUAUUGAUGAGCAAGAGAAGUUUUGACAUAUGUAUUCAUUGUUUCACUUUCAUCUUAUUCAUUAAUGCAGAGGAAGCUAUCAACCAGCAUUCGUGUCAGAACGUACCAGAUUUGGUUUCCCCUUUCCCAGCCUCUCGUGGACCAGCGUUGCCAGCUGAAGGAAGGUUGUGAAUCUGCAUCCCAGCCCAUUAGUCCUUCUCCUGAUUCCCGUGAUGAGUUCACCAGUGCAGCCUGGCACCUUGCUGCAAAAAGUGGCAAAGUGAUGGAAUCAAAUGUAUGCAUUACAGUUCCAGCAUAUUCACAGGCCACCCUCCAGAAAGGAAAUUGGGAGUGGGGCAGUGUAACACGCCCUGGCACCUGUGAGACAAGCAGCUGUCAUCCCAAUGGGGUGGCUGGACGAGAGCAGCUCUUGGCUCAGCAGAGAAUGCACAGUAUGAUCAGCUCAGUGGAUGUGAAGUCAGAGGUUCCUGUGGGCCUGGAGCCCAUCUCGCCUUUAGACCUAAGGACAGACCUCAGGAUGAUGAUGCCUGUGGUGGACCCUGUUGUCCGUGAGAAGCAACUGCAGCAGGAGUUAUUGCUCAUUCAGCAACAGCAGCAAAUCCAGAAGCAGCUCUUGAUUGCAGAGUUUCAGAAACAGCAUGAGAACUUGACACGGCAGCAUCAGGCUCAACUUCAGGAGCACAUCAAGUUGCAACAGGAACUUCUAGCCAUAAAACAGCAACAAGAACUCCUAGAAAAGGAGCAGAAACUGGAGCAGCAGAGGCAAGAACAGGAAGUAGAGAGGCAUCGCAGAGAACAGCAGCUUCCUCCUCUCAGAGGCAAAGAUAGAGGACGAGAAAGUAAGAGGCACCAGGGGGCAGUGGCAAGUACAGAAGUAAAGCAGAAGCUUCAAGAAUUCCUGUUGAGUAAAUCAGCAACAAAAGACACUCCAACUAAUGGAAAAAAUCAUUCCGUGAGCCGCCAUCCCAAGCUCUGGUACACGGCUGCCCACCACACGUCAUUGGAUCAAAGCUCUCCACCCCUGAGUGGAACGUCUCCAUCUUACAAAUACACAUUACCAGGAGCUCAAGAUGCAAAAGAUGAUUUCCCCCUUCGAAAAACUGCCUCUGAGCCCAACUUGAAGGUGCGGUCCAGGUUAAAACAGAAAGUGGCAGAGAGGAGAAGCAGCCCCUUACUCAGGCGGAAGGAUGGAAAUGUUGUCACUUCAUUCAAGAAGCGAAUGUUUGAGGUGACAGAAUCCUCGGUCAGUAGCAGCUCUCCGGGGUCUGGUCCCAGUUCACCAAACAAUGGGCCAGCUGGAAAUGUUACUGAAAAUGAGACUUCGGUUUUGCCUCCUACUCCUCAUGCUGAGAAAAUGGUUUCUCAGCAACGCAUUCUAAUUCACGAAGAUUCCAUGAACCUGCUAAGUCUUUAUACCUCUCCCUCUUUGCCCAACAUUACCUUGGGACUUCCAGCAGUGCCAGCCCAGCUCAAUGCUUCAAAUUCACUCAAAGAAAAACAGAAGUGUGAGACCCAGACACUCAGGCAAGGUGUUCCUCUGCCUGGGCAGUAUGGGGGCAGCAUCCCGGCAUCUUCCAGCCAUCCCCAUGUCACUUUGGAGGGGAAGCCCAACAGCAGCCACCAAGCUCUCCUGCAGCAUUUAUUACUGAAAGAACAGAUGCGACAGCAAAAGCUUCUUGUGGCUGGUGGCGUUCCCUUACAUCCUCAGUCUCCCUUGGCAACAAAAGAGAGAAUUUCACCUGGAAUUAGAGGUACCCACAAAUUACCCCGUCACAGACCCCUGAAUCGAACCCAGUCUGCACCUUUGCCUCAGAGCACAUUGGCUCAGCUGGUCAUUCAGCAGCAACACCAGCAAUUCUUGGAGAAGCAGAAGCAAUACCAGCAGCAGAUCCACAUGAACAAACUGCUUUCGAAAUCUAUUGAACAACUGAAGCAACCAGGCAGUCACCUCGAGGAAGCAGAGGAAGAGCUUCAGGGGGACCAGGCGAUGCAGGAAGACAGAGCGCCCUCUAGUGGCAACAGCACUAGGAGUGACAGCAGUGCUUGUGCGGAUGACUCACUGGGACAAGUUGGGGCUGUGAAGGUCAAGGAGGAACCAGUGGACAGUGAUGAAGAUGCUCAGAUCCAGGAAAUGGAAUCUGGGGAGCAGGCUGCUUUUAUGCAACAGCCCUUCCUGGAGCCCCAGCACACACGUGCGAUCUCGGUGCGCCAAGCUCAGCUGGCUGCGGUUGGCAUGGACGGAUUAGAGAAACACCGUCUUGUCUCCAGGACUCACUCCUCCCCAGCGGCCUCCAUUUUACCUCACCCAGCAAUGGACCGCCCCCUCCUGCCAGGCUCUGCAACUGGGAUUGCCUAUGAUCCUCUGAUGCUGAAACACCAGUGCAUUUGUGGCAAUUCCACCACCCAUCCGGAGCAUGCUGGACGAAUACAGAGCAUUUGGUCACGGCUGCAAGAAACUGGGCUGCUAAAUAAAUGUGAGCGAAUUCAAGGUCGAAAAGCCAGCCUGGAGGAAAUACAGCUUGUUCAUUCUGAACAUCACUCACUGUUGUAUGGCACUAACCCCCUGGACGGACAGAAGCUGGACCCCAGGACACUCUUAGGUGACUCCUCUCAAAAGUUUUUUUCUUCAUUACCUUGUGGUGGACUUGGGGUGGACAGUGACACCAUUUGGAAUGAGCUGCACUCGUCCGGUGCUGCACGCAUGGCUGUUGGCUGUGUCAUCGAGCUGGCUUCCAAAGUGGCCUCAGGAGAGCUGAAGAAUGGCUUUGCUGUUGUGAGGCCCCCAGGCCAUCAUGCUGAAGAAUCCACAGCCAUGGGGUUCUGCUUUUUUAAUUCAGUUGCAAUUACCGCCAAAUACUUGAGAGACCAACUAAAUAUAAGCAAGAUAUUGAUUGUAGAUCUGGAUGUUCACCAUGGAAAUGGUACACAGCAGGCCUUUUAUGCCGACCCCAGCAUCCUGUAUAUUUCACUCCAUCGCUAUGAUGAAGGGAACUUUUUCCCUGGCAGUGGAGCCCCAAAUGAGGUUGGAACAGGCCUUGGAGAAGGAUACAAUAUAAAUAUUGCCUGGACAGGUGGCCUUGAUCCUCCCAUGGGUGAUAUCGAGUACCUUGAAGCAUUCAGGACUGUGGUGAAGCCUGUGGCCAAAGAGUUUGAUCCAGACAUGGUCCUGGUUUCUGCUGGAUUUGAUGCAUUAGAAGGCCACGCCCCUCCUCUGGGAGGGUACAAAGUGACAGCAAAAUGCUUUGGUCAUUUGACGAAGCAACUGAUGACACUGGCUGAUGGACAUGUGGUGUUGGCUCUAGAAGGAGGACAUGAUCUGACAGCCAUCUGCGAUGCAUCAGAAGCCUGUGUAAAUGCCCUUCUAGGAAAUGAGCUGGAGCCACUUGCAGAAGAUAUUCUCCACCAAACUCCGAAUAUGAAUGCUGUUAUUUCUUUACAGAAGAUCAUUGAAAUUCAAAGUAAAUACUGGAAGUCAGUAAGGAUGCUGGCUGUGCCAGGGGGCUGUGCUCUGGCUGGGGCACAGUUGCAGGAGGAAACAGAGACUGUUUCUGCUCUGGCCUCCCUGACAGUGGAUGUGGAACAGCCUUUUGCUGGAGAAGACAGCAGGUAUGAAUCCAACAUGGGGGAAUCAUUAAGGUCAGUAACAUCCAGGCUCGUCAUUAGCGUUCAUGAACCUCUCUCCAGGCUCUCCUUCACCUGUCACCUCCACUUCCAGCACCUGUCUUCUCCUAAGCCACAGAUGCCACAGAACAUGCUGUCGGCUAUCAAGAAUUCAUUUGUUUCAUUCUUCAUGGGAAAUACAGAGCUGGAGCAUGUGGUUGCAGUUCACAGAGAAAUAGAAGGGAUAAGAUAGACGGUGAGAAAAAUCACUCCUUGUUGGAUAAUUUAGGGCAAAUCAUUAUGGAAAAAGCUUCUUGGGGGCUUAACUUCUUUCCUUAGUUCUCUCUCUUUUUCCAGAUGUUAUUUUUUUUCUUUCAUCAUUUUGAAAAUACUGAUAUAACAAAGAGGGAAAAGGGGUGCAGAAAUUGGAGGUAUGGUUAGUUGUCUGGGUAGCUAAAAUACAUACAAGCUCCUUAUAUGACUGUACCUGAGGUAAAACAACUAGAUAAAGAUGGGAGUUGUAUCACAAGGAGACAGGAAUGUGUAUAAAGAAUGUGUAGUCUGAUUUUAAUUUACUUUAGGAUAAGAAGGAGUUGAUUUUAGUUAGACUUUAUAUGAAUAGUUUUUAGAAAAAAAAAAAUUAAGUUUACUUCUCCUUUUAAGAAAUGUUUGUCAAUUUGUACAUUUCACAAUUUGUUUUAAGUUUACUGUGACCAAAACCACCACAAAUGUACUUACACUAACAUUGGUGCUCUCUGUGGAUGGCUUCAAAGUUACAUUUACUUAAUUUAAAAAUGAAUAGAUGAGGCUUUACUAAAACUCUGCCAGCUUGCACUUUUAAAUUGCUUCUGAGAAUAAAAUCGAACUCCCUCCAUCAAUAACAUCACCAUUAAUUACACAGAUCCUGCUACUAGUACAUAGUUUGGCAAUUUUCCCAAGAAUGCACAAAUUUGAACAGAUUUAGCUUUCUUGCUUUUACUGGAUAUUCAGAGUUUAAUGGAUUUAACAUCUUGCUUUGGGCAAGAGGAGGGGAUACAAUGAAUAAGAGAUUUCAUUUUGAUGCAAAUAUUUUUUCUUACUAUAACCAAUUAAAAAGAUUACCAGUAGAAAAAAAAAUUCUGACUAUUGCAUUAAAAGGCAUCUUCAUAUGGGCAUCUGGAGCAUAAGAGAGAACGUGUUUUACAUCUUUAUAAUAUGAACUAACCCCCUGCUGUUCCCAGCUAAGAACCAAACCAAGUUCAUAAUCCAGAGGUGUUGCAGUUAUUCCCAAGGCCAAGUACAGUUAGUUGUCUGUCAUUUGAGGGCUGUAAAACUAAAGAAACUAACAUCUGUUAGGGUUGAAUAUAAAAGGAGCAUAGCUAUUCUUUAAAAUUCAUUUAAUAUAGAGAAAUGAAGCUAAAUUCCAACCUGAGUGAAAUGAAUUGUAAUUUUGCCCUUUAAAUUGCAGAGCUUAGAAUAAUUAAGAAUAGUAAGUCCUGUUGUGAGCCCUAUGUAAUGUAAAAAUUUCAGCACUUUGGCAGAAAUUGGCUCCGUAAGCUUGCUUGUUGAUCUUCAGGUAAAUAGUGUGCUUGACCUCAGAUAAUCUACAGGGACUUGACCCUGGCUUCAGUUCAGAGUUAUUUUUAAGCUUCAUCUGAUGGUAGAGAAAGAAGGGGAAUGGGAAUGUUUUGAUGUACAGGGAGACAGAGUGGAAGCUUGUGUCCUGGCUGCAUGUUUAUCAGUUUUAGACAGAUUGUAUCUAUUUUGAUUGAUUUUUCUUGUGAGACGGAAAAUAGUUUUGCUUGAAAUAGUUUCUGUGGCUUUGAACUCACUUUUUCAAUAGGGGAAAAGAAGAAUUUUUCUAGAACUGACUUAUGCAUUUCUGUUGAACCGUGCAUGAAUUUCAUCAGAGAGUCGGACAGGGAGAACCCUUGAAAGCCGAAGAGCAUUUCUUCUUAGGGGAAGGCUAUCAGAAUUGUCCCCCUACUCAAUACAGGAAAGAUGACUUUCAGAAUGAAGUAAAGAAGUAGAAAUAUUCUUGGGCCUUUGUUAUGAAUGCCAUAUUAUAAGUACACAGGAAAUUGAAAAAUUAGAAAAAUCAGAGUGCUAAAUGGAUGGAAAAGGGUGAACGCAAGAUUCUUUUUAUAGGAAAUUCUUGCCAGUUAUUUUGGAGAAUAUAUUGGUGUUUGGAGUGAGAUGACUCAUUUUGUACUAAGAUUUUGGGUAAAGCAGUUCUUUUCCUGGCCAACUCAUAUCUGACUCAUUUACCACUAGUGAAUAAGGGAUAAAAUGCUCCUGGCUAAGAACCAUUGUAAGUAUUUUUUGUUCAUUUUGGGAGGUGCUGUGGGGGAGAUGACAACACCAUGUGGAUACUCAUUUCAUUUUUAUAACUCAUUGAUGGACCAUGAAGAGUAAAUUGUUAGAAAAAAGCUGGGGAUUCAUUUUGGGGACAACUGACUGAAGUACAGUUUUUAAAACAUAAUUUUCAGAUGGCAGAGGAUUUGAGCAGGAGAGAAAUGAUUGGCGGGUCAGCAAAAAACAAAAACAAAAGUCAAAAAAAUAAUUAAGGGGUCAUGGAUAUGUUCAAAUAGAUAGUACUGUUUAGAAAAGAGAAUUGUUUAGAAAAGAGAAUUGUGAUCUAAGUUGUUUUCUUGUCAGGAGACUGCACCUUUUAAAAGAUUAGUUUGCAUUGGUUGGACAUCUGUAUGCUUCUACUUUGAAAAGGUCAGUUCUGUAGUGAGGUUUAUUCUUGGAUACCAGUUCAGGUUCUGCUAAAAAUCAAAAGUCCUCUCUGGCAAUCAAGACUUCAGAAUGAUCACCUAUUAAGUUAUUGGGAACAUAUUUACACUCCAGAAUAUCUGACUCUCUCACUUUUUUAAUCACAACAAAAAGUUAGGUUUUCAAAUAUCAGUUUAUUGAUUAUAAUGUGAAUCACAUUCAAUUUUCUUAAUGCAAUUAGAUCUAUUGUUCAUUUAAUCAUUUCAUCUUCAGCUUGUCAGCUUUUCUCAUGAAUGAGAUGGUAUCAUUAUUUAAUGCAGGAGCAUGAGAAAAAUAAUGCUUCUGAAUCUGGCUAUUUUGUUUUCUGAGUAACUAUUGUAUUCAUGAAUAUUUUUAAAACAUACACCGAGCUGGAAAAACCAAAGUAUCAUCUGCCUAAGCUGUCAGUCGUGCCUAGGACAUUGAUAAAGCCAUUUUCCUAUAUCUGGAGAUAUAUAUAGAAAUAUAGACCACUAUUAAAUCCACAUUCAUUUCAGGGAGUUUCUGUCGUGGCACAGCGGAAAUGAAUCUGACUGGGAACCAUGAGGUUGCAGGUUCCCUGACCUCG
Sus scrofa (pig) is the source of this 16582-nucleotide messenger RNA. The record is from RefSeq and is a predicted model, not a curated record. Lineage: Eukaryota; Metazoa; Chordata; Mammalia; Artiodactyla; Suidae.